Aspergillus thermomutatus is the source of this 570-nucleotide messenger RNA. RefSeq lists its product as uncharacterized. The transcript has a single exon. The coding region runs from base 1 to 570 and encodes 189 amino acids. NCBI's taxonomy places the organism in Eukaryota, Fungi, Ascomycota, Eurotiomycetes, Eurotiales, Aspergillaceae. The record is from RefSeq and is a predicted model, not a curated record.
AUGUGCUGGAAUGACCGGUAUGGACCCUUCGAAGGGGCAGAGGCCAUCUCCACCUGGCGCAUCAGCCUCCUUCGAACCCACCAGCAAUUUGAUUACAACACCAUCGGAGACGUCGUGCUUCACCUGCGCUACACAGCCUUUGGCAGUGGCGGAUCAUUGGAGAAGAAUGCCUUCGCGUCCGUGGACGCUUGGGUCAAACAGUCCCCGGACGUGAGCCGAGAAUAUGGAAAAGGGGCGAAUGUCUUUGCGAUCGACCUGAAGAACGACUACCUGUCCGAAUGGUGGCGAGUCGCUUCCACCGGCUGCAUGACACUGCAUCAUAUUGAUCAACGGCUCCCGUUCUGGGCGCGCAGAGGACGAUUCACGUCCGAGAACAUAUCCCUACUCAUCACCCCCGAGCCGAGCGCGCCUGGAGAUAUAAAGAUAACGAUACCGGGACAGGCGGAUAUCCAUGGAGCAGAGGACGGAAAACUGGGGGAUUACUUCAAGUUUACGUUCCCUGGAAAGCCUGUUGCUGAAGCGAGCACGCCUUGGACGAUGCAUAUCAAGAGUGACAGGGACGGAUUUUAG